Messenger RNA from Cladophialophora yegresii CBS 114405, 1857 nucleotides. RefSeq lists its product as uncharacterized. Gene Ontology annotation, cellular component: chromatin. The record is from RefSeq and is a predicted model, not a curated record. Gene Ontology annotation, biological process: regulation of transcription by RNA polymerase II; DNA-templated transcription. Bases 1 to 1857 code for a protein of 618 amino acids. Gene Ontology annotation, molecular function: zinc ion binding; RNA polymerase II cis-regulatory region sequence-specific DNA binding; DNA-binding transcription factor activity, RNA polymerase II-specific. Lineage: Eukaryota; Fungi; Ascomycota; Eurotiomycetes; Chaetothyriales; Herpotrichiellaceae. The transcript has a single exon.
AUGUCGUCAGAAACGAGGCACAGGCGAAGAUCCAAGUCCGUCCCGCCCGCUAUCAAUACUCGUUCGCAGAGCACGCUGACGUCCAAUCUAGUCAAUGAUAAGUUUGGUCCAGUUGGCGACCGCGUGUCCAUCCAAGCACUGUUGAAUGGCGGUAUAGAGACCUUCACAGAGGCUUUCAAUCUCCCACCUCGCGAUGACCGGCAAGCAGGCUUGCACUUCCGCCAACAGAAUGAAGAGCCUGAGGAUGAGAUCGGAUCGGCUCACCUCAAGUUGGAGUACGAAAGCCCGCUCCCUUUUGACUACUCGGCCAUGUUUGAAAUUCCGCUUGGGCUCGAUGACCAAUAUCUAGACUUCUGGACAGGACCGUUUGGACUGAUGCCUUCACCUUCGUAUUCCGAUUUGCAGCUGGAUUUGUACGAUCCAACGAUAGUGUCCUCGGAGAUGCAGAUGGGCUCUACUGCGUCGACAUCAACGCAACCGCCUCCCGACCAAGCGCAGUACGUCUCGGCACUGACCAUGGCGAUCUACAACAAGUUGUGGUGCCUGGCUUUGGACGAAAAAGCUAGACAAGAACUCACAGUGUGUCUGCAUUUCCUGCUGACGGGAGAAAAGAUCCGCAAAUUCAUCUCCCUGUACUUCAGCAAUUGGCACUUGAAUUGUCCCAUUCUUCAUAAACCCUCCUUCGAUCCGGCCAACAUCCCAGUCAGCCUAGUCAUCAGUGUUGUCUUCAUUGGCGCGAUGUAUUCUAAAGACCACACCGAGCGGCUCACUGCCAGGAAGCUAGUGGAUGUUGCGGAGUUGGUUGUUUUCGAUUCGGAGAUCUUCUCGUUCGAGGUCGAAGUCACACGGUCAGUACAGGGCGAAUCUACGGCAAAGGUUUCCGACUCGGAUUAUGAAUGGGAUAUCUUUCAAGAGCUGCAAGCUGGUUAUCUGAUGGUUAUUGCGCAAUACUGGGGCGGCGGUUCCCGUGGCUCGAAGCGACGAGCGAUGCAGUCGCGCUUCGGAGAUGUGAUUAAUGUUGCCCGAAGCAUGCAGCUCCACCGCGCCCGCCAUCAGCCGACUGACCGUAUCUCGGAAAUCGUUUGGUUGCAAAAAGAAACGAAAAUCCGCACGAUAUCUGUAAUCGCUUUGCUCGACUGCGCCAUGCGGAUCUAUUCCAACUACCCUUGCCGUAUCACGCUGGCCGAACUCGAUAACGACCUGCCUUGUAAAGAGGCAAUUUUCAGCUCACGACACCCUUUCAUGCAGGACGAAUCAAUCUUUGCGCCGCGACUGACAAUGUCACAAUCUUUCGCCCUGCUCUUCGAUGGGAAGGCCAAGCUCCCUAAUUCCACCGCGCCGUCAGUGCUCUCGUCACAGGGAGAUGCAUCGGAGGCCGAAGCACCUGUGGUAGGGGCAGAUACUAACUGCGAUCUUACAAUAUUUGAUCUUUUCAUUCUGAUACACUGUGAGGCCACUACGCCGGUCCAGUUUCUCAAGACUCUUAUGACUGACCAUAUUCUAGUCAUGUACACCUACGUCCAUUCCUGUAUUAUGACCAUGUCGCUCAACCUGCCUACCACGAACUUUGGCCCUGGAUCGAAGUCAUCCCUGGCCAGAGGCCAGUUUACCCAUCAAGUCAAAGGAGCGUUGGAAAGAUGGCGCCAGUUGUGGGAAAUUAUACGCUCACAGACCCAGGACAAGUCACUGAAGGCUGAGGGCAUGUACAGAAACGCCUUCAAAUUCUGGGUCUUACUACAGUUCAUUUUGACAAAGGAGGAAGCCGUUGAUGUGAUCACGAGCAUGGAGGUAAACUGCGACGAUGCCUUGACGAAACUCAAAGUCCUUUUCAAGAGCGACAAUGAACUUGAUGGGUGA